Messenger RNA from Schizophyllum commune H4-8, 1945 nucleotides. RefSeq lists its product as uncharacterized. The coding region runs from base 1 to 1794 and encodes 597 amino acids. NCBI's taxonomy places the organism in Eukaryota, Fungi, Basidiomycota, Agaricomycetes, Agaricales, Schizophyllaceae. The transcript is spliced from 4 exons. The record is from RefSeq and is a predicted model, not a curated record.
AUGAUUGUCCGUCUCCCCGUCGAUUUUGACGAGAUCGGAGGGGCCUUUUACUCCUACGACGUCGUCCAGACGUCGAACCCUGGAUGGCCUGGUCCUCCUUAUCCAGGCGGGCAUUCCACGGCUGCGACUCUCCAAACAAGCCCCAUAGCGUACAGCCUAUCGUCGCCAUCGCAUUAUCAUGCGCACGAUGGUUUCGCCAGGUCCCCGUAUCCUGCGUCAUCAACAGCAAAUGCGCUCUUCCCGACUGCACCGUCGUUCCCGUCACCUGGCGCCCAUGCGAACUCGGAUAGAUGGAGAGACAUGUCGGCGCCCGCUACAAACGACGCGCCUUACCUCGAGUACACCGGUUCAGACAAGCCUACGCCUGAGGACCUUCGGAGGGCUCUGUUUAUCCCGCGUUUCUCGCCUCCGCCACCUCACUGGCGAGCACUCAUCCCCUCAGAGCCCGAACCGGACGCGAAUGGCUUCUACGCUCCUCCAAUAAACCGCUUUCCCGUCGAGCUGCUGUCCUACAUUUUCGCGCGCUGCAUGGAUAAGGAAGUGGAGAAGCCUUUCUACGGCUACUUCACGCCCAAUUGUACUCCUCUGGUGAUAGCCCGCGUUUGCCGGCUCUGGCGGUAUAUCGCCCUCGAUCUUCCCUUGCUAUGGCAGCACUUUUCCAUGCGUCCAUGUCAGGGUGGAGGACACUAUAGAAUUGCCCGACUGUUCAUGGAGCGCACGAAGGGCCUGGGAAUCUACGUCUACUAUGCCGAGGACUCACGACGCGGCGUAUACCCGCGGGAAGUUUGUCCCUGUGCUCUAGAUUUCAUUAUCCGGAAUAUUGGACUUGUCAAGCGGCUUGACCUUGUGGAAAUCAGCCCCUCGAGUCUAUUGCGCCUAUCACGCGUUCGCCCAGGAAUGGCGACCUUCAUGAUGAAGCUGGCUAUCACUACUCGAGAGGCGAACACGAAGCGCAAUGUCGCCCAGGCUUUGUCAUCUCUGUACAACACGCCGACGAUACGAGAGGUCGAGUGGUCUAUACCCACGUUUCCAGAGAAUGUUCAUUGGUCACGCAUCGUGUCUAUCCUACUCCGAGAAUGUGUAGUGGAUACAUACACACUCAUGCGCAUCAUCGCGAGCUCGCCCGCGCUUCAGCGGAUUGACGUCGAUAUCACGCCUGACGUCUCUGCUGUGCGAUGCCGCCCUGUCUACCAUGGCAUCAUGGAGGAGCUGAUCAUUGAGAGCGACGGUCCUCAGGACAUGCUCUUCCAGGCGCUCGACUUCCCCAAUUUGCGUCGCCUAUACCUCCGCCCCCGAUCCUCUAUCCCCAAUGACGCGCCGUAUAGCCAUGGCUGGCCCUUCCUCAACAUCGACAAUCUUUAUCGCUUCUUGGGACGCCUUCGGGCUGGUCUCCAGUACUUCCUGCUAGUAUGUGGUGGGGCAAGUUUCGACGAAGCAGCCCUUCUCCACAUCAUCCGCAUGCCUCAGCUUUCGCCUCUCAAGAUGCUACACAUCGCGGAGCUGGGAAGAGGAGCAAGUGACGCCAUCUUCGAAGAGCUCACUCUGAUCGAGGGGAGUCGAAGGGCAGUGACGCUUCCUCACCUGCAAAGACUUGCGUUAUGCGACUGCUCAACAACCGACGGCACCAUAUCUCGCAUGCUGCAGAGCCGGGACAAGGCCUCUUGUCCUCUCCGGCGGCUUUCCCUUGGAUAUCCCAUCGGGGAGCAGCGAGUCCAUGAUGCGGACGUCGCAACCAUGGAGAUGCUUCGCCGUAAAGGGUGGAUGAUCUUCUGGAGCUCUUGCUUUGGCGACUAAUGGUACACGGUUUCCAUUAUAGUUCUCUGCAGAGUUAUAGUUCAGAUUGACGGGUACAGCCAGAUCCCAACAGUAUAUCAGAGAUGUUUAUUAAAUACCACUGUCCUCAUCGUGAUACAUUUCGUAUACUACAAUUAUGACCGCUCGUCGC